AAGGCUAUUGUAAUUAUGUGCUAACUACAAUUACUACUGAAUUUUUCACUGGAAUCAUGGAAGAGAAACAGAUUAUAUUGGCUAAUCAAGAUGGUGGGACAAUGACAGGAGCAGCACCUACCUUCUUUGUCAUCCUAAAACAGCCUGGAAAUGGCAAAACUGAUCAAGGAAUUUUGGUUACUAAUCAAGAUGCCUGUACUUUGGCUAAUAAAGUGCCAUCACCAGGAAAAUCUAAAGGCAAGAUUUGCCUUCCAGCUGAUUGUACUGUGGGAAGAAUCACUGUUACCCUUGAUAACAAUAGUAUGUGGAAUGAGUUCCAUAAUAGAAGCACAGAAAUGAUUCUGACCAAGCAGGGAAGGCGCAUGUUUCCUUAUUGUCGCUACUGGAUAACAGGUUUAGAUUCAAAUUUAAAAUACAUUCUUGUCAUGGAUAUCUCUCCUGUGGAUAACCAUCGUUAUAAGUGGAAUGGACGUUGGUGGGAACCCAGUGGGAAAGCUGAACCUCAUAUUUUGGGGAGAGUUUUCAUUCAUCCAGAAUCCCCUUCCACAGGUCAUUAUUGGAUGCAUCAACCAGUAUCUUUCUAUAAACUUAAACUUACCAACAAUACAUUGGACCAAGAAGGGCAUAUUAUCUUGCACUCUAUGCAUCGUUAUAUGCCAAGGCUUCAUUUGGUGCCUGCAGAAAAGGCUACAGAAGUGAUACAAUUAAAUGGUCCUGGUGUCCACACUUUUACCUUCCCACAGACAGAAUUCUUUGCAGUAACAGCUUAUCAGAACAUUCAGAUUACUCAGUUGAAAAUAGAUUAUAAUCCAUUUGCCAAAGGUUUUCGGGAUGAUGGUCUGAAUAGUAAGCCCCAAAGAGAUGGAAAACAAAAGAACAAUUCUGACCAAGAAGGAAAUAGUGUUCCUAGUUCUCCUGGUCAUCGGGUUCAUCUUAAAGAAGGUGAGGGGUCAGAGAUACCGCGAAGUGAUAUUGAUUCUAUGUCAAGAGGUCAUGAAACAUCAGGCAUAGGUUUGGAACAACCUCCCCUUAAUAUAAAACAAGACAUCCUUGGUUUUAUGGAUACUGAUUCAACACUUGACGUUCCUCAACUAAAGCAAGAGAUUUCUGAAAGUCUUCUUGUCAACAAUUUUGAAGAUGGCUCCCAUAUGGACUCACCAUUAGACCCAAGUGGAAGCUUUAAUGUUGUCGUUAAGGAGGAACCUCUGGAUGAUUAUGACUAUGAACUUGGGGAGUACCCAGAAGGGGUUACUGUGAAACAAGAAGAGACUGAUGAAGAAACAGAUGUGUACUCAAACAGUGAUGAUGAUCCUAUACUGGAGAAACAACUAAAGAGGCACAAUAAAAUUGAUCAUCUAGAAACUGACCAUUCUUCUAAAUGGGUACCAAACAACCCUUUAGGUGUUGCUAAAGCUAAAACAUUCAAAUUAGACACUGCAAAGAUGCCAGUAGUCUGUCUGGAGCCUUGUGCUGUUACCAGAAGCACAGUUAAGGUUUCUGAACUACCUGAUAACAUGCUUUCCACAUCACGGAAGGAUAAGUCUUCUGUGUUGUCAGAAUUAGAAUAUUUGCCUGCAUACAUUGAGAACUCUAGUGGGACUAGCUUCUGUUUAGCUAAGGAAUCAGAAAAUGGUCUUAGAAAACAGUCUCCAGACCUCAGAGUGGCACAAAAAUAUUCCCUACUUAAAGAGCCUCAGUGGAAUUAUCCUGAUGUAUAUAACAGUAUUAGCUCCGAAAGAAUACAUAACAGUACAAGUGGUUUAGCAGGGGACUCGUUUUCAGGAAAAGAGGAAUCGAGCAGAAAACGGACAACUAUGCUUAAGAUUGCAACAACCCCAAAGUCUGUGAAUGCUAAUCAGAAUGCUUCUCCUAAUGGCCCUGGAAAAAGAGGGAGGCCUCGAAAACUGAAACUCUCCAAAGCAGGCAGACCACCUAAAAACAUGGCAAAGUCUUUAACUUUUACAAAGAACACACCUGUAGGCUCUGGAAAUACCUUUCCUGAUGUGAAGCCCGAUCUGGAAGAUGUGGAUGGUGUUCUCUUUGUUUCCUUUGAGUCAAAGGAAGCUUUAGAUGUUCACGCAGUUGAUGGGGCAACAGAAGAACCUACUAGUCUUCAGGCAUCAACCACAAACGAUCCAGGCUGCAGAGCAAAAAUUUCCCACCUGGAAAAAGAACUAAUAGAAGAUCUGAAGUCCUUGAGACACAAGCAAGUGAUACAUCCUGGUCUUCAAGAAGUGGGAUUAAAAUUGAAUUCAGUGGAUCCAACAAUGAGCAUUGAUCUUAAAUAUUUGGGAGUACAACUACCUUUGGCUCCAGCCACUAGUUUUCCUUUUUGGAACCUUACGGGAACCAACCCUGCUUCUCCUGAUGCUGGCUUUCCCUUUGUGUCUAGGACAGGGAAGACCAACGACUUCACCAAGAUCAAGGGAUGGAGGGGCAAAUUUCAUGGUGCUUCUGCAAAUAGAAAUGAAGGUGGAAAUUCAGAAGGUUCACUGAAAAACCGCUCUGCUUUCUGUAGUGAUAAGCUGGAUGAAUACUUGGAAAAUGAAGGCAAGCUUAUGGAAACAAGCAUGGGUUUCUCCUCAAAUGCCCCCACAUCUCCUGUGGUUUACCAACUGCCUACCAAAAGUACCAGCUAUGUACGAACACUUGAUAGUGUCCUAAAGAAGCAAUCUACUAUUUCCCCUUCUACCUCUUACUCUUUGAAGCCUCAUUCUGUGUCCACUGCCUCUCGAAAGGCCAAGUCUCAAAAUAGACAGGCAGCACUCAGUGGCCGAACUAAAUCAUCUUAUAAGUCCAUUUUACCCUAUCCUGUUUCACCAAAGCAGAAACACUCUCAUGCAGCUCCAGGAGAUAAGACUACCAAAAAUCUUUCAAGCACCAUCUUGGAUAAUCAGGUGAAUAACUUCGUUGUGCCAACUUUAGAUGAAAAUGUAUUUCCAAGGCAGAUUAGUUUACGACAGGCACAGCAACAGCAGCAGCAGCAACAGCAGCAGCAGGGAGCCCGCCCCCCAGGCCUGUCUAAAUCUCAGGUGAAGCUGAUGGACCUGGAAGACUGUGCACUCUGGGAAGGAAAACCAAGGACCUAUAUCACUGAAGAGCGUGCUGAUGUUUCCUUGACAACUCUGCUUACUGCUCAAGCAUCUCUUAAAACUAAGCCUAUCCACACGAUCAUAAGGAAACGAGCUCCUCCAUGCAACAACGACUUUUGUCGUCUGGGUUGUGUAUGUUCCAGUCUAGCUUUGGAGAAGCGCCAACCUGCUCAUUGCCAGCGACCAGAUUGCAUGUUUGGCUGCACUUGUUUGAAAAGAAAAGUUGUACUUGUUAAAGGGGGAUCCAAAACUAAGCAUUUCCAAAGGAAGGCUUCACAUCGAGAUCCAGUAUUUUAUGAUCCUCUAGAAGAGGCAAAGGAAGGAGGAGUUGGAGUUAGAGAAGAGGAAGACCAAUCAAAAGAAAAGAAGAAGAGAAAAAAAUUGGAAUACACUAUAUGUGAAACAGAGCCUGAGCGGCCUGUUCGACAUUACCCAUUGUGGGUGAAAGUAGAAGGUGAAGUUGAUCCAGAGCCGGUUUAUAUCCCAACGCCUUCUGUCAUCGAGCCUAUGAAACCAUUAUUGAUGCCUCAGCCAGAAGUACUGCCUGCUGUGAAGGGCAAACUGCUCACUGGAAUUAAACCUACUCGGGCAUACACUCCCAAACCCAAUCCUGUGAUUCGGGAAGAGGACAAAGACCCAGUCUAUUUAUACUUUGAAAGUAUGAUGACUUGUGCCCGAGUUCGAGUAUAUGAACGAAAAAAAGAGGAACAGAGACAACCAUCCCCAUCCCUAUCCCCAUCUCCAUCAUUUCAUCAACAGAGUUCGUACCAGUCUAGUCCUGAGAACCAUAGCACAAAGGAACCUGAUUCUGAACAGCAGCCCAUAUGUGACUUGGAGGAUGAAUCUGAUAAAUCACAAGAAAAGAGCUGGAAGUCUUCCUGCAAUGAAGGGGAAUCCUCUUCUACUUCCUACGUACAUCAGAGGUCACCCGGUGGUCCUACCAAGCUGAUAGAGAUCAUCUCAGAUUGCAACUGGGAAGAAGACCGGAGCAAGAUUUUGAGCAUCUUAUCCCAGCACAUCAAUAGCAACAUGCCACAGUCACUUAAGGUGGGCAGCUUCAUCAUUGAGUUGGCUUCUCAGCGAAAGAGCCGGGGUGAGAAGAACCCUCCUGUUUAUUCUUCUCGUGUGAAAAUUUCUAUGCCAUCAUGUCAAGAUCAAGAUGAUAUGGCUGAGAAAUCUGGAUCAGAGACUCCUGAUGGUUCAUUGUCCCCUGGGAAAGUGGAUGAUACCUCUCCUGUGCAGACAGAUGCCCUGGAUUCAGUGAGGGAGAGAUUACAUGGAGGCAAAGGUCUGCCUUUUUAUGCAGGGCUUUCUCCUGCAGGGAAGCUUGUGGCCUAUAAACGUAAAGCCAGUUCAAGCACAUCUGGGCUUAUCCAGGUAGCAUCCAAUGCCAAGGUGGCUGUAUCCAGGAAACCACGUACCCUGUUGCCUUCAACGUCCAAUUCCAAAAUGGCAUCCUCUGGCACGACAGCACAUCGCUCUGGGAAGAAUCCAAAGGCGUUUGUUCCUGCAAAAAGGCCAAUUGCGGCUCGACCCUCUCCUGGUGGUGUGUUCACACAGUUUGUGAUGAGUAAAGUUGGAGCCUUGCAGCAGAAGAUACCUGGAGUUAGCACACCUCAACCUCUGACAGGGCCACAGAAGUUUAGUAUCAAACCUUCUCCAGUAAUGGUUGUCACACCUGUGGUUUCUUCUGAGCCCGUUCAGGUGUCCAGUUCUGUGACUGCGACUGUCACUACUACCACCCCUCAAGUGUUUGUAGAAAAUGUUACAGCUGUGACAUCAGUGACAGCUGUGUCUGAUGGGGGAGCUAAAGAAACUACUUGUUCUUCUGGUGCAACCAGUACUGGGGUUGUUGAGAUCUCUGACACUUCCAACAUCCCUGUAACAUCUGCCCAGCCUACAGCCACUGUGAACCUUGUCAAAACUACUGGAAUAACUACUCCUGUGGCUUCAGUGGCUAUUACUAAAUCUUUGGUAGCAUCUCCUCCAACCAUAACUCUUCCUGUUGCUUCCACUGCCUCCACCUCCAUAGUCAUGGUGACCACAGCUACAUCUUCCUCCAUGGUGACCACACCAACUUCAUCUCUGGGCUCUGUUCCAGUUAUUCUCUCAGGAAUUAAUGGGAGUCCACCAGUGAGCCAGAGACCAGAAAAUACAACUCAAAUUCCAGUGGCUAAUCCACAGAUCUCUCCUAACCAAGUGAAGCGCACUGGUCCUCGAUUGUUGUUGAUCCCAGUUCAGCAGGGCUCUCCGACCCUUAGACCUGCCCCAAGCCCACAACUUCAGGGACAACGGAUGGUCUUACAGCCUGUUAGGAGUCCAAGUGGAAUGAACUUAUUCAGGCACCCCAAUGGGCAGAUUGUCCAGCUCCUUCCUUUGCAUCAGAUUCGAGGCUCUAACACCCAGCCCAACUUACAACCUGUCAUGUUUCGCAACCCAGGGUCUGUGAUGGGAAUCCGGUUACCAGCUCCUUCCAAACCUUCUGAGACUCCAUCAUCUUCCGCUUCAUCCUCUGCUUUCUCUGUCAUGAGUCCUGUAAUUCAGGCUGUUGGAUCUCCUCCAGCAGUGAAUGUUAUCACUCAGGCCCCAUCAUUGCUUUCCUCUGGACCGGGCUUUGUCUCUCAGGCUGGUACAUUGACCCUGAGGAUUUCUCCUCCUGAACCACAAAGCUUUGCAAAUAAAACCAGCUCCGAAACCAAAAUUACCUAUAGCUCAGGAGGGCAGCCUGUUGGUACAGCCAGUCUUAUUCCCCUCCAGUCUGGUAGUUUUGCCUUAUUGCAGCUGCCAGGGCAAAAGCCUGUUCCUAAUUCCGUUCUUCAGCAUGUUGCUUCCCUUCAGAUAAAGAAGGAAUCCCAGAAUGCAGAUGAGAAAAGUGAAACAGACUCUACAAAGCAGGAAACUCAGCAGGCACUGCAUUCAAAAGGAGAAGCUCUAGACCCUGAGGCUAAUAUAAUUAAGCAAAACUCAGGAACUCUUACCUCAGAAGAAACCCUGAAUCAUUCUUUGGAAGAUGGGGGGGAUCCCUUGGAUGAAACGUCUCUUACAGAAGAUGAUUCUGCAACUGUGAAACCUGACCACUCCUGUGUUACUGAGUUCCAAACUGGCAAAGACUCUGUAGAUAAUCAUGAAGAAUGUGGGGCUAGAAAUAACAGUUCCAAAGAAAAUCAGAGUGCCCUGAAAGUUAAGACUAUUUCUGAAAAUAACAGUAAUACAACAGCCCAAAAUGUAAGUAAAGUGCAGCUUCAGAGACUUGGUGAUGUGACAGUGCAACAGCAAAAAGAAUCAGACAAUUCAGAGGAAAAGCCAAGUAGGUGUCUUGUCAUCUCUAAGGAAGAAGGUAAACUGGAAUUGCCAGGGAGCAAAGUUACAGAGCCGCAGUCUGAUAUGCAUCUGGAGUCCAAGAAGGAAUGUGGAGAUGCUCUGGGGAAGGACAGUAUUAGGGAGAGAUGGCGCAAACAUCUGAAGGGCCCCUUAACCCGGAAAUGUAUUGGAGCAUCUCAAGAAUGUAAGAAGGAGGCAAGCAAGCAGUUAAUUAGAGAAAAAGAGAGAUGUAAAGAAAAUUCAGACACAUUUCAAGAAGAACAGGACAUCUUUGAUGUACUUGGAGAAAGUGGAACAGCUGACGGUGACAGAGUUUUAAAAACUGACUGUGAUUCUUGGAGUAGGAUUUCUAGUCCUACAGCCUUCUCUGUUGUUCCUAGGAGGGCUACGAAAGGAAGCAGAGGGAAUGGCCAUCUUCAGGGUCAUUUACUACUAACAGGAGAACGCAUACAAUCUAAGCAAGAAAAGGAUGGGAGAGCCAGUGCUGACUUCACUGUUUUGGAUAUGGAAGAGGAAGAUGAGGAAGAUGAGAAUGAGAAAACCGAUGAUUCUGUUGAUGACAUUGUGGAUGUUGUUUCUGGCUACCAGAGUGAGGAGGUUGAUGAUGUAGAAAAGAAUAACUGUAUAGAAUACAUUGAGGAUGACGAGGAGCAGGUGGAUGUUGAGACCAUAGACGAGCUCACAGUGGAAAUUGAUGUUGCCAACAAGAAGACAACAGCAGUGCACACACAGUCAUUCAAACAGCCGUGUCGUACUCCUGUCUCUACAGAGGAAAAGGCUGCUGAAAAAACCCGAAAGGCUACAUCUGUACAUCCAAAACUGAAACAAGAUUACUGGAGUGAUAAGCCUCAUAAAGAAACAGAAGCUUUUGCUUACUAUCGCCGGACACACACUGCCAACGAGCGGCGGCGGCGUGGGGAAAUGAGGGAUCUCUUUGAAAAGUUGAAGAUCACAUUGGGAUUACUUCAUUCUUCCAAGGUUUCAAAAAGCCUCAUUCUUACUCGGGCUUUCAGUGAAAUUCAGGGACUAACAGAUCAAGCAGAUAAAUUGAUAGGACAGAAGAAUCUCCUGAGUCGGAAACGGAAUAUUUUGAUUCGGAAGGUAUCAUCUCUUUCAGGUAAGACAGAAGAAGUUGUCUUGAAGAAACUAGAGUAUAUUUAUGCAAAACAACAAGCACUGGAGGCACAAAAAAGAAAAAAGAAGAUGGGAUCAGAUGAGUUUGAUGUGUCUCCUAGAACUAGCAAACAGCAGGAAGGAUCUUCUACAUCAUCUGUAGAUGUCGAACAGAUGUUUAUAAAUAACAGGAGGGGGAAACCUUUGAUUCUUUCCAGAAAAAGAGAUCAGGCCACAGAAAACACCUCACCCUCUAAUACUCCACACUCUUCUGCUAACCUUGUGAUGACUCCACAAGGCCAGUUGCUCACCUUAAAAGGGCCUCUAUUCUCAGGACCAGUGGUAACUAUUUCUCCUCUUUUAGAAGCGGAUUUGAAAUCUGAAGUCAGCAGCACUCUGGCUCAAUCAGAAAAUGAUGACUUAUUUAUGAUGCCCCGAAUUGUUAAUGUGACAUCAUUGGCUACAGAAGAUGAUAUCGUAGACAUUGCAGGCAGCAAAUACCCUCAUGAAGUUCCGGAUGGCAAGCCACCUGACCACCUGAGAGACACCAUCAGGAAUGAAGAUAACUCUUUAGGUAGAAUUUCUUCCAGAGGAAGUCAUAGAGAUGGCAGGGUGACAUUGGGUCCAACCCAAGUUUUUCAGGCAAAUAAAGAUUCUGGUUUUCCACAAAUAGAUGUUUCUAGUAUGCAGGACACACAUGGGUUCUUACCUAAAAAGACUUCUGGUGAUAUGAGAGGGAUUCGAUAUAGUCGAAAAGAAGGUGAAUUGAAAGGAGAAAGACUAAAGACAAGGGAAUCUCCAUUUCAUAAGUUUAAGAUGAAAGAUCUCAAAGACUCAAGCCUAGAGAUGGAACUGAGGAAAGUUGCUUCAGCUAUAGAGGAAGCAGCUCUGGAUCCUGGUGAACUGCUAAGCAACAUGGAAGAUGAGGAUGACACUGAUGAGACCCUGACUUCAUUGCUCAAUGAGAUUGCCUUUCUUAAUCAGCAACUAAAUGAUGACACUGUUGGCUUGUCUGAACUGCCUGGCUCUAUGGAUACGGACUUCCCAGGGGAUUCUCGACGGACUUUUAUCAGUAAACUUCCUCCUGGAAACAGAACAGCCUUCCAGGUUGGCCACUUGGGACCAGGUUUGAAAGAAAUAACUGAUGUUCAAGGAGAAACUGACUCUAUCAGCCCCCUCCUCUUGCACUUGGAAGAUGAUGACUUUUCUGAGAAUGAAAAACAACUUGUAGAAACAGCGUCUGAGCAAGAUGUCCUUAAGAUUGUCAUUGACUCUGAAGUAAAGGAUUCUUUCCUUUCUCACAGGAAAUCUAGUGAUGGAAGGAAGAGUACUUCUGGCAUCCCUGCAGCACCUGAAAUUGUGAGCUCACCUCCAAUCCUACACAUGAAGACGGGCCUGGAGAAUAGCAACACAGAGACUGUGUGGAGGCCUAUGCCAAAGUUGGCACCUUUAGGUUUAAAAGUAGCCAAUCCUCCCAAUGAUACAGAUGGUCAGAGUCUCAAAGUAAUGCCUUGUUUGGCACCUAUAUCUGCCAAAGUUGGGCACAAAAUAAACUUACCAGGGAGUGACCAGGAAGGCCGGGAGAGCAAGGUGAUGCCUACAUUGGCUCCUGUUGUGGCUAAAUUGGGCAAAUCUGGGGUCUUACCAAGUUCUGCAGGGAAAUGAACUUAUUUGUCCUCAUACAAAUCAGGCUGUGAUGGGAAACGGAAUCCCGUGUUCUUUAUCUGGGCAUCUUUUUAUUGUGUCAUGGAACUAUGGUCUUUGACUUUGAUGAUGUGUAUUGAUGGAGAAAGGGAUAGGGUGCUGAUCUUGGUAUAAGAAAUACUAUGAAAUUCUGAUCAUGCUAAAAUUUGUUACCUCACUUGUGGUGCUGGAUCCUUUCAUCCUCUUUAAGAAGAUGUGAUCCAUUACUAAACAUGAGGUUCCCCUCUUACCCAAGAAAAUCUUAACAAGACUCUGGCUUCACAGUGGUACCCUCAAGAGGAAAAGCUGCUUAGACUGGAAUUGCUAUCUGCUAAACUGUCAUAGUUGUUGGGUUUGGCUAAGGAAUGGACUGGAGGGAAAGAAUCUGGAAGAAGUAGUUUUUAGAUGGUAUUUCAAUAACAGGGAGAUAUAUAGCUCUUAUGUGCAUGGUGGCACAUGCCUGUAAUUCCACUACUUGGGAGGCUGAGACAGGAGGAUCACCAGUUCAAGGGCAGCCUG
This is a messenger RNA of Dipodomys ordii (Ord's kangaroo rat), 9728 nucleotides long. It is a transcript of the gene Mga, whose product is annotated as MGA, MAX dimerization protein. The record is from RefSeq and is a predicted model, not a curated record. Gene Ontology annotation, biological process: positive regulation of DNA-templated transcription; cell fate specification; regulation of transcription by RNA polymerase II. Gene Ontology annotation, cellular component: nucleus; MLL1 complex. NCBI's taxonomy places the organism in Eukaryota, Metazoa, Chordata, Mammalia, Rodentia, Heteromyidae. Gene Ontology annotation, molecular function: protein dimerization activity; RNA polymerase II cis-regulatory region sequence-specific DNA binding; DNA-binding transcription factor activity, RNA polymerase II-specific. The transcript has 23 exons. The coding region runs from base 57 to 9191 and encodes 3044 amino acids.